Molecule: messenger RNA, 1765 nt
Organism: Limanda limanda (common dab)
Lineage: Eukaryota; Metazoa; Chordata; Actinopteri; Pleuronectiformes; Pleuronectidae
Gene: tfdp1a
Product: transcription factor Dp-1, a
Exons: 12
Coding region: 156-1424 (422 amino acids)
Biological process (GO): regulation of transcription by RNA polymerase II; regulation of cell cycle
Cellular component (GO): transcription regulator complex; nucleus
Molecular function (GO): DNA-binding transcription factor activity, RNA polymerase II-specific; RNA polymerase II transcription regulatory region sequence-specific DNA binding
Source: RefSeq, a predicted model, not a curated record
UGAGAGUCGCGCUGCUGUAGCAAGCGGCUAACUCACACAGAGGAGGCUAACGAGCAGCUUGCUAACCUGCGAAGUGCACCGGGGUCUGAAGAGUGAAGCUUAAAGGGACAUUUUCUUUUCGGAUUGAAUCUCAACUCCUCCGGUCCUUUGGGAUCAUGGCAAAAGAUAUCGUCUUUCGUUCAUGUCCUAUGCAGGCUGGUUUGAUUGAAACAAACGGAGAGCUGAAGGUUUUCAUCGAUCAGAAUAUGAGCCCAAGCAAAGGUGUCCUAUCUUUGGUUACUGUCCAGCCCACAGCUGCCCCUGUGGCCAAACAGCUGCUACCCAAAACUCUCGGGCCAUCCAACGUGAACAUCACUGCACACAUGCAACAUGUGCCACACAUGGUAAUUGGAACACCUCAGAGACCCACGGUAUCAAACACCAUUUUGGUGAACAGUCCACAUACACCAAGUUCACAGUUCCUCACUCAGAGUCAACCGUCAGACGCCUCUCCAUGGUCUUCGGGUAAGCGCGGUAAGAAAGGAGAAAAGAAUGGGAAGGGCUUGAGACAUUUCUCCAUGAAAGUGUGUGAGAAGGUGCAGAAGAAAGGAGUCACCACCUACAAUGAGGUUGCAGAUGAGCUGGUGGCAGAAUUCAGCUCUGCAGAUAACCACAUGUCACCCAACGACUCACACGUGUAUGACCAGAAGAACAUUCGGCGGCGUGUCUAUGAUGCACUCAAUGUGCUCAUGGCCAUGAACAUUAUCUCUAAAGAGAAGAAAGAAAUUAAGUGGAUUGGCCUUCCGACCAACUCGGCACAGGAGUGCCAAAACCUAGAGGUGGAAAGACAAAGGCGGCUGGAGAGGAUUAAGCAGAAACAAUCACAACUUCAGGAGCUCAUACUGCAGCAAAUAGCGUUUAAGAACCUGGUUCAGCGGAACAGACAAACAGAGCAGCAGGCAAACAGACCUCCACCUCCCAACUCCAUCAUUCACCUUCCAUUUAUUAUUGUCAACACCAGCAAGAAAACUGUCAUCGACUGCAGCAUCUCCAACGACAAGUUUGAGUAUUUGUUCAACUUCGACAGCAUGUUUGAGAUCCAUGAUGACAUCGAGGUGCUGAAGCGAAUGGGCAUGGCCUGUGGUUUGGAGGUGGGAAAGUGUUCUCCAGAGGAUCUGAAGGUCGCACGUAACUUGGUGCCCAAAGCUCUGGAGCCCUACGUUAUAGAGAUGGCAAAGGGUCCCAUUAGUAAUGUCUACAUCACUGGAGGCUCCUCAGCUAAUGGAGCUCGUUACCCGGCAAGCAGUGAUGGCUGCACCGACGGCACUAUGGCCUCCAGCUCAAAUGACUCUCACUACAGCGGCUCUCGUGUGGAGACUCCAGUGUCGUACAUGGGGGAUGACGACGAUGAGGAUGAGUACGACGAGAACGACGACGAAGACUAAACCCGUCUUUAGACCGCCGUUCCAACAAGCACAGUCCCUCAAACCACCUUCACCGUGGGAAUCUAGUCCCCAUGUUUGUGUGUGCUUCUUCCACCUUCCCCCCUGCUCCCCAUGCCUGUAUUUCUGUCUGGCUUUUUCAGGGGUGUAGAUGAAAUAUUGAACAGAGGUGUGUGCGUCUGUGUCGCACCCAUCUUUUUGAAUCCUGUGCACAUGCACUACAGCUCUGGGGGUGGUGUCGUCCAAGGGAACUGUGGUCUGUGGCCCUGCCACCACACUGAAGUCUUUGUAUGUCUAUUCUACUUCUCAAUAAGCCAUCCCACUAAAAACAACCCUCUGUAUUA